AUGGCAAACAACUUAUUACUUAUUUUCUUUCUCCUUUUCUCCGGUAGGAUUGAACUCGGUUCCACAUUGCCGGAACAGCCGCGUCAAAUCAACUCCAACUCUGUCCUUGUUGCCCUCUUGGACUCCCGCUACACCGAACUCGCCGAGCUCGUGGAGAAGGCCCUUCUUUUACCAACACUAGAACAAGCAGUGUACAACUAUAAUCUCACUAUUUUUGCCCCCAAAAAUGAAGCCCUGGAGCGCGAUCUCGACCCAGAAUUCAAGCGGUUCCUCCUCGAACCAGGCAAUAUCAAGUCGCUUCAGACCCUCAUCCUCCAUCACAUCCUCCCCGCUAAGCUCACUCUGGGAGAUUGGCCAACAGAACCCACCGAGCCAACUCGGCACCCCGCUCUCUCUAACGACCGUAUAGAAUUUUCAUGUAGUUUCAGUUCAAAUCAUUCUCGGAGUACUAAUAAAUAUGUAGGUGCUGUGAAGGUUGUAUAUCCUGACUCCAUUGUUCGUCCUGAUGGAAUCAUUCAUGGCAUUGAAAAGGUAAUAAUCCCAAAGUCCGUUGAGCACUCAUUCAAUAACAGGCGCAGCCUGAGAUCAAUUUCUGCCGUUAAACCAGAAGGAGCACCAGAAAUUGAUCCAAGAACCCACAAAAUGUUGUCAAAGAAAAAGUCAAAUUCAGUACCAAUCGAUGCUCAUGCACCCUCCAAAUUAUCGAUAUACGAGGCCAUGGCACCGGCACCAUCCUUGGCUCCGGCUCCGGCCCCUGGUCCAGGUGGGCCCCAUCACCAUUUCGACGGCGAGAGACAGGUGAAGGACUUCAUUCAGACACUCCUCCACUACGGCGGGUAUAAUGAAAUGGCCGACAUUUUGGUUAAUUUAACAAAUCUUGCUACAGAAAUGGGGAAAUUAAUCAGCGAAGGCUAUGUUUUAACAGUUUUAGCUCCAAAUGACGAGGCCAUGGCGAAACUCACUACUGAACAAUUGAGCGAACCCGGUGCUCCUGAACAGAUAGUUUAUUAUCACAUUGUACCGGAGUAUCAGACAGAAGAGAGCAUGUACAAUGCCGUGAGGAGAUUCGGGAAGGUGGCAUAUGAUACAUUGCAUGUCCCACACAAGAUUUUGGCUAAAGAAGCUGAUGGAUCGGUGAAAUUCGGCGAUGGAGAGGAUGCAGCUUACUUGUUUGAUCCAGAUAUUUACACAGAUGGGCGAAUUUCAGUACAGGGGAUUGAUGGGGUGUUGAUUCCACCGGAGGAAAAGAAGGAAGUGAAAACUGCUAAUCAAAAUGUUAAGAAUUUGAACAAACCAAGAAGAGGGAAAUUUCUUGAAGUAGCAUGCGGACUGCUUGGGGCAUUCGGCCAUGAUUCCCAGUUCAUCACAUGCCAGGAAAAAUAA
Messenger RNA from Fraxinus pennsylvanica, 1383 nucleotides. Lineage: Eukaryota; Viridiplantae; Streptophyta; Magnoliopsida; Lamiales; Oleaceae. The record is from the annotation of a GenBank genome assembly.